UCCCUUCCUAUACAUACAAACUACUGUGAAGCUUAUAUAAAUCUCUCUCUCUCUUUUAAGUUUUUAUAUAAUACUCGUAUUAAAUAAUUUUGGUUUUAAAUAAUCUUAGAAAAUAACAAAACCCUUAUCUUUACUCCAUUCUCACUCAACUCCCUCUCUCUUUUUUAACAAAUCUCUCCCUUUACGCUCCACUCCAACCAGCACUUUCCUUUUCCCGGUACUUAUGGCGACGGCAGCCUUUUCCGGCGUACCGUGUAUCGACAGAACAUCAUUAUUAUCUGCCCAGCCGUCCUCCUCCUCAUCGUCAUCUGUUGUAGUCUGUUACAGUUCAUUUUCAAAACCUGGAACCACACUAUUACCCUCUUUGAAGCUCAAGAGUAGUAGGAACAACAAUAAUAGUAAUGUUUUUCUGUUCGGAAACACCCGAAAGACCUCUCGAUUAUCUUUCCUUGUUCGCUGUGAUUCUUCUUCUUCUUCUUCUUCUAAUGGAAGGAUUACACAACAAGAAUUCACAGAGAUGGCGUGGCAAGCAAUCGUGUCUUCCCCUGAAGUGGCAAAGGAGAACAAACAUCAAAUUGUGGAGACUGAGCAUUUGAUGAAAGCUUUGCUGGAACAGAAAAAUGGGUUAGCAAGGAGAAUAUUCUCCAAGGCUGGUGUGGAUAAUACUCGCCUUCUAGAAGCAACUGAUAAGUACAUUCAACGCCAACCAAAGGUUAUUGGCGAGUCAGCUGGCUCGAUGUUAGGGCGGGAUUUGGAAGGUCUAAUGCAGAGAGCCCGGGAUUACAAGAAAGAGUAUGGUGACUCUUUUGUAUCUGUUGAGCAUUUGGUACUUGGCUUUGUGCAAGAUAGCCGAUUCGGGAAACAGUUGUUUAGGGAUUUUCAAAUUUCAUUGAAAACCUUAAAAGAUGCAAUAGAAUCCAUCAGAGGACGACAAACAGUAAUAGACCAAGAUCCUGAGGGGAAGUAUGAAUCACUAGAGAAAUAUGGUAAAGAUUUGACUGCUAUGGCGAGGGCAGGAAAGCUCGACCCUGUCAUAGGAAGAGAUGAUGAAAUACGGAGAUGCAUCCAGAUUCUAUCAAGGAGAACUAAGAAUAAUCCUGUGCUCAUUGGUGAACCUGGUGUUGGAAAAACUGCAAUAUCUGAAGGGCUUGCUCAGAGAAUAGUGCAAGGUGAUGUGCCUCAAGCUCUAAUGAACCGAAAGUUGAUAUCCCUAGACAUGGGUGCACUUAUUGCCGGAGCAAAAUAUCGUGGAGAAUUUGAGGAUCGACUUAAGGCAGUGCUGAGAGAGGUUACAGAGUCAGAUGGGCAGAUAAUUCUUUUCAUUGAUGAGAUCCAUACUGUUGUUGGGGCAGGGGCAACCAAUGGUGCGAUGGAUGCUGGGAAUCUGUUGAAGCCUAUGCUUGGUCGAGGAGAGUUGCGAUGCAUUGGUGCAACAACUUUAGACGAGUAUCGUAAAUAUAUAGAGAAAGAUCCGGCAUUGGAGCGCCGCUUUCAACAAGUUUAUGUUGACCAGCCUACAGUAGAAGAUACAGUUUCUAUACUUCGUGGGCUGCGUGAAAGAUAUGAACUGCAUCAUGGAGUACGCAUUUCAGAUAGUGCACUUGUUGAAGCUGCAAUUCUUUCAGAUCGUUACAUCAGUGGACGCUUUUUGCCAGAUAAAGCCAUUGAUCUGGUAGAUGAAGCAGCUGCUAAACUGAAAAUGGAGAUCACUUCAAAACCAACUGCGCUUGAUGAAAUCAAUCGUGCUGUACUGAAACUUGAAAUGGAGAGGCUGUCACUGACUAGUGAUACGGAUAAAGCUUCAAAGGAUAGGUUGACCCGGCUCGAGUCAGAACUGGCUCUCUUGAAGGAGAGGCAAACUCAGUUGAAUGAACAAUGGGAGCAUGAAAAGAGUGUCAUGACAAAUAUGCAAUCUAUAAAGGAAGAGAUUGACCGGGUCAACCUAGAGAUCCAGCAGGCAGAGCGUGAAUAUGAUCUCAACCGUGCAGCUGAGCUGAAAUACGGAAGUCUAAACUCUUUGUUGCGUCAACUUGACACUGCUGAAAAAGCAUUGGUGGAGUAUAUGAGCUCAGGGAAGUCGAUGCUCCGGGAAGAAGUUACUGGUGAUGACAUUGCAGAGAUUGUGAGCAAAUGGACUGGCAUUCCACUAUCAAAGCUUAAACAAUCCGAGAGGGAGAAAUUGUUACAUCUGGAGGAAGAGUUACAUAAACGUGUUGUAGGUCAGAAUCCUGCGGUUACAGCUGUGGCCGAGGCUAUCCAACGUUCCAGAGCUGGACUAUCGGAUCCUCACCGUCCAAUAGCUAGUUUCAUGUUCAUGGGGCCUACUGGAGUUGGAAAAACUGAGCUAGCAAAAGCGCUUGCUUCUUACUUGUUUAACACAGAGGAGGCUCUAGUACGGAUUGAUAUGAGUGAAUACAUGGAAAAGCACGCCGUUUCCAGAUUGAUAGGUGCACCACCUGGAUAUGUAGGUUAUGAGGAAGGAGGGCAGUUGACAGAGAUAGUACGCAGGAGGCCUUAUGCUGUUAUCCUGUUUGAUGAAAUUGAAAAGGCUCAUGCUGAUGUGUUCAAUGUGUUCCUCCAGAUCUUGGAUGAUGGCAGGGUGACAGACUCACAAGGUCGUACAGUCAGCUUCACCAACACUGUCAUCAUCAUGACCUCAAACGUAGGCUCCCAGUACAUACUUGACACCGAUGACUCCAUGCCCAAAGAUCGAGCAUACGAGACUAUAAAGCAGAGAGUUAUGGAUGCAGCAAGGUCGGUAUUUCGUCCCGAGUUCAUGAACCGAGUUGAUGAGUACAUAGUAUUCCAGCCUCUUGACCGCUCCCAAAUCAACAGAAUUGUUCGAUUACAGUUGGAGCGGGUGCAGAAGAGGAUAGCAGAUCGGAAGCUAACAAUUAAUGUAAGUGAAGCUGCAGUUGAGCUUUUAGGAAGUCUUGGGUAUGAUCCAAACUAUGGUGCUAGACCCGUCAAGCGUGUGAUUCAACAAUAUGUUGAGAACGAGCUUGCAAAGGGCAUAUUGAGAGGAGACUUUAAGGAUGAGGACACCAUCUCAGUAGACACAGAAGUCACAGCAUUCUCCAAUGGCCAACUCCCCCAACAAAAGCUUGUUUUCAAGAAAGUCAACUCAUUGCCUGGUGAUGCACCCGAGGGCCAACAAGCAUUAUCACAAACUUUCUAGGUUGUGAGCCAACAGAUAGAUUAUCCCUAAAAAUGUACACAUGUUUGUAACACUGGCAACAUUGCACAUUCAUCUAGUAUUUUAGUAUACAUAAUAAAUGCUUAUGCUAUGGUGAGUCAUUUUGCCAUUUUUGAUAA
This is a messenger RNA of Erigeron canadensis, 3315 nucleotides long. RefSeq names its product chaperone protein ClpB3, chloroplastic. Gene Ontology annotation, molecular function: ATP hydrolysis activity; ATP binding. The transcript has 10 exons. The record is from RefSeq and is a predicted model, not a curated record. Gene Ontology annotation, cellular component: cytoplasm. Lineage: Eukaryota; Viridiplantae; Streptophyta; Magnoliopsida; Asterales; Asteraceae. Gene Ontology annotation, biological process: cellular response to heat; protein refolding. The coding region runs from base 224 to 3178 and encodes 984 amino acids.